Molecule: messenger RNA, 1476 nt
Organism: Microdochium trichocladiopsis
Lineage: Eukaryota; Fungi; Ascomycota; Sordariomycetes; Xylariales; Microdochiaceae
Product: major facilitator superfamily domain-containing protein
Exons: 5
Coding region: 1-1476 (491 amino acids)
Biological process (GO): transmembrane transport
Cellular component (GO): membrane
Molecular function (GO): transmembrane transporter activity
Source: RefSeq, a predicted model, not a curated record
AUGGACACCAAGGACGACAAGGAGACCGGCAGCAUCAACGAUGUCCCCGUCGACACCGAGAUAGCCGAGACGGCGCGCGUCGUCGACCACAUUGCCGAGCGCCAGCUAUGCCGCAAGUUCGACGUUCGUCUCAUGCCCGUGCUGGCAGUCAUGUACCUCUUCAAUGCGCUCGACAAGGGCAACUUGGGAAAUGCCCAGACGGUCGGACUCAGCAAUGACCUCCACUUCGCGCCUGGACAGUACAACCUCCUCGUGUCCAUCUUCUUCGUCCCCUACGUCCUCUUCGCGCCGCCCGUCGCCAUCCUCGGCAAGAAGUACGGCCCAGCGCGCGUCCUGCCGAUUCUCAUGUUCACUUUCGGCUCCAUGACUCUGCUGGCGGCCUGUGCGACCAACUUCGGUGGUAUCUUUGCCCUGCGCUUCUUCCUGGGCAUGGCCGAGUCCGGAUUCUUCCCGCUCGUCAUCUACUACCUGACGACCUUUUACCGUCGCGGCGAGCUCGCCAGACGCCUGGCAAUGUUUUACGCAGCUAGCAACAUCGCCAACGCUUUCAGUGGCUUGCUCUCCUUUGGCGUGUUCCAAAUCAAGUCCUCGCUCCUCGUCUGGCGGUACCUCUUCAUCAUCGAGGGCUCGUGCUCGGUGCUCUUCUCCAUCUUCGCGUUCUGGUACCUGCCCCGCAGCGCCGCCGAGGCCAAGUUCCUGAACGAGGAGGAGAAGGCCCUCGCGUUCCACCGCAUGCAGGUCGACUCGUCGUCCGUGGUCCAGGAGGAGUUCAGCUUCAAGGACUCGCUGCAGAUCUUCAAGCAGCCGACGACCUACGGCUUCCUGCUGAUCGAGAUCUGCCUCGGCGUGCCGCUCCAGGGUGUCUCGCUGUUCCUGCCGCAGAUUGUCCAGCGGCUGGGAUACGACCCGAUCAAGACCAACUUGUACACUGUGGCCCCUAAUGUGGGUGGUGCCGCCAUGCUUCUGAUCCUCGCCUUCAGCUCCGAUCUGCUGCGCAUCCGGUUCCCCUUCAUCAUGCUCGGCUUCGCCUUCACCUUUAUCGGCUUCAUCAUCUACGCGGCGAUCCAGGACGUGCAGGCCCAGAUCCAGCUGGCGUACUACGCGUGCUUCAUGAUGGUCUGGGGAACCUCGGCCCCCUCGGUCCUGCUGUCGACCUGGUACAACAACAACAUUGCCCACGAGGGCCGCCGCCUCGUCCUGACCAGCGUGGGCGUGCCCAUGGCCAACAUCAUGGGCCUCGUGGCGAGCAACAUCUUCCUGGACAAAGAGAAGCCCAAGUACAUGACAGCGCUCAUCACGACGGCGUGCUUCGGCGCCUGCGGCUGCCUGAUUGCGGGCCUGCUCGGCGGGUUCAUGGUGUUUGACAACGCGAGGAGGAACAGGCGCGACGGCGGCAAGAAGACCACCGCGGCGGACGUGCCGACGCAGCGGCUCAGAGACGGGCCGAGCGUGCCCGAGUUCCGCUGGUUCUUGUAA